Molecule: messenger RNA, 2395 nt
Organism: Marchantia polymorpha subsp. ruderalis
Lineage: Eukaryota; Viridiplantae; Streptophyta; Marchantiopsida; Marchantiales; Marchantiaceae
Source: the annotation of a GenBank genome assembly
CUCGCCACCCCUCUCCGCCUGCAGCUCCUCUAGCUCCCUAGCUCUCCGCCUCUAGCUCCCGAGCAGGGCAGCGUGCGUGCGUGCGCCAGGAGAGAAUCGUCCGAGCGCGAACGUCUUUCAUCUUUCAAGUCGAUCCGAGGGAGUCCUACAAUUUGAACAAUUCCAUUGCCGAUUUGCAGUCAGCUGUAUUGGACACUCCAUGCUCGGCCUGUGUACUUGAAUCUCGACGCGGGGGCUUGAUUGUUUGCAAAUGCUGCCUGAGUUCCCGUCUUGACCGAGUGGACUUGCGGGGCGGACCCUGAGCACUCGGUGUGUCCACGAUUUCGCUGCAGGGCGUGGCAUCAUCGUGAAUCUUGUGCUACCGCUCUCCUCGUGCAUCAGGUUGUGCUGAUUAUAGACCGGGCAGUGUUGUGAAGAGGAAUUCGGCUGUGGCUCUGGCAUAGGAGCUGCCUCGAGUUGCAAAUAUGAGUGCAUUCACAGCGGGCCUGACGCUUCUUUUGGUUACAUCGACUUUGUGGACGCAGGUCUCAGCGCAAUGCAGUGCUGGAACUUGUCAACUUCUGGACAACUGCAACACCGAUUCGGAUUGUGCGCCCGGACUCAUCUGCAGUUCCUGCGUCGUGUCUGGCGUCCUCCAACCGAUAUGUAUCCGAGAUCAAGCAACAGUGUUGCAAAAUAUUACAUCUUUGCCAUUCAAUAAAGUUGCCUGGCUUACGACGCACAACUCGUUUGCGAUUGUUGGGGCUCCCGAAUUGACGGGUCCCCGAAUCACUUUUUAUAAUCAAGAGGACUCUGUAACCGAUCAGCUCAAUAACGGCGUGAGAGGCCUGAUGCUGGACAUGUACGACUACAAAAAUGAUGUAUGGCUUUGCCAUUCUUUUGAUGGCGAAUGCCUUGACAUAACAUCCUUUGCACCCGCUCUCGACACAGUCAAAGAAAUCAUGACAUUUCUGGUAAAUAAUCCGUCGGAGAUCGUCACUUUGUUCAUCGAGGACUACGUUUCAGCUGUCAAUGGGAUCUCCAAUGUCUUCAGGGCUGCUGGUAUAAAUCAGUACUUGUUCCCCUUGGCAAGUAUGCCCGCACCGGGAGCCGAUUGGCCAACCGUGGGUACAAUGAUACAGAACAACUGGCGCUUGGUGGUCUUCACUUCUAAGUCAUCAAAGCAAGCGACUGAGGGCAUUGCAUACCAGUGGAAUUUCGUCGAUGAGAAUCAAUAUGGUGAUGAUGGGCUGGUGGCUGGUUUAUGCCCAAAUCGAGCCGAAUCACAGUUUAUGAACAGCACAAGAAAUUCGCUUAUUCUGCAAAACUAUUUCCAUACGAACCCUGUGCAGGAUACGACCUGUAGAGAUAACUCUCAGGCUUUGUAUGACGAGCUCACUGCUUGCUACACGGCUUCUGCCAAUCGAUGGGCCAACUUUCUUAGCGUGGACUUCUACAAGAGAAGCACAGGAGGAGGUGCGUUUCAAGCUGUUGACAAACUGAAUGGACAAAUGCAAUGCGGAUGCAAUAGCCCCGUUUCUUGCCAGACACAGACUGCACCUGGGAUUUGUCCCGCUGAUGUCUAACACACAAAUUCGAGGAAUGCUUCACAAACAGACUGCACGUGGGAGUCACAAACAGUCUGCUUUGAUUGUGUAGUUCUCUGUGUCAACGACUGCGUCUCAGGCACGGACUGAGACCUCACUGACAACUGCGUCAACGCUGGGCACACACUGAACCCAGCACUCGUGAUUCAUUUCUAAAACUCAAUGUCGACGGCUCCAACCCUGAAACGAACUGCGAACGGGCACCGUCCUCACGAUAUACCGAUUGCACCUAUUGUAUGAUUAUUGACUCUCGAUGUGGGCUACUGCGUCACAGACUCGAACUGCACCCGGGCAAUGUCCAUCUGAGACCUCCCUGUCACCGGCAACAUCACCGAUUGCACCUAUUGUAUGAUUAUUGACUCUCGAUGUGGGCUACUGCGUCACAGACUCGAACUGCACCCGGGCAAUGUCCAUCUGAGACCUCCCUGUCACCGGCAACAUCACCGACCGCCGACGCCCAACUGCCAAGCCCUGGUGGACCUGCCGCGGAAAGUCGCGCGGACAAAGCACAGCCCUGGGUUGCUUUUCUUACCUUCUCCUGCUGGGCCCUUAUUCAUUUGCUGCUCUGGUAGCCCGCCGUAUUCUUUCUUGCGGCCUACACUUGACUCCGCGCGCUCUGCUCAUUUGCUUUCGCUGUGGUGGUAGGUUCGCAAUUGUUUCCUAUUCACGUGUAUUGAAGUGCAAAUAGAAGGCUGUGUUCUACCAUAAUGAUACAUUUGGAUCUUCUUUGACAGCUGUACAGACAGUUAUUUUCUGCCAACUUUCGGCCCCACGUUCUGGGUAUUAUGAAUGGAGCAAAUAUCGCAUAU